AUGCAGCACGUCCGUCGUGAGCACCCUGACUACGAGGCCAUCAUGCUGGCCGCGUCGACGGCCGAGACUGGCUCCUUGCUAAGCUACGUACGCCAAUCGGCUUUGAACGUCUACGGCCGGAUGGAAUGGAUUCUUAAGAACAACCUGCCGCUGUCAUUCUGCGAGAACCGUGCGGCUAGGAGAUACACAAAUCACGAUCCAAUUUGUGUGGAGACAUUAGUUAGUGCGAUGGACAGCCUCACUAGGGUUGUGGAGCGCGCUAUCGCGGCUGAGCUACCUGAGCGCUUUGGACUCCUCUUCGACGGCUGGGCGCAUGCCUCCCAGCACUUCAUCGCAGUGUUCGCCUGCUACGACGCCGGCGGCGUCAGGAAGACGCCGCUCCUCAGCAUGGCUCCUCUGCUUGACGCCCUCGAUGACGACCUCUCUGCUCGAGGCCACAUGGAGUUCCUGGCGAACAUGCAUGUCGCGAGACUAUGA
Messenger RNA from Phytophthora nicotianae INRA-310, 477 nucleotides. RefSeq lists its product as hypothetical. The transcript is spliced from 2 exons. The record is from RefSeq and is a predicted model, not a curated record. NCBI's taxonomy places the organism in Eukaryota, Oomycota, Peronosporomycetes, Peronosporales, Peronosporaceae. Bases 1 to 477 code for a protein of 158 amino acids.